Messenger RNA from Oryctolagus cuniculus (rabbit), 202 nucleotides. RefSeq names its product large ribosomal subunit protein eL39. NCBI's taxonomy places the organism in Eukaryota, Metazoa, Chordata, Mammalia, Lagomorpha, Leporidae. Gene Ontology annotation, cellular component: ribosome; cytosolic large ribosomal subunit. Gene Ontology annotation, molecular function: structural constituent of ribosome. Gene Ontology annotation, biological process: translation. The record is from RefSeq and is a predicted model, not a curated record.
UUCCUCCGCCAUCGUGGUGGGUGUCCCUGAUUCUUCCUCGCCAUGUCUUCUCACAAGACCUUUAGAAUCAAGAGGUUCCUGGCCAAAAAACAAAAACAAAACCGCCCCAUUCCGCAAUGGAUUCGGAUGAAAACUGGUAAUAAAAUCAGGUAUAACUCCAAGAGGAGACAUUGGAGAAGAACCAAGCUGGGUCUAUAAGGAA